UUUCCAGGUAGCGGAGCAUGCGCAGUUCCAGGCUUAAUUGCGGUCGAACUUCCUUAAAUUAAACUCCUAGAUAAAGGGAGUACUAAUGAUGAUUUCUUACGGUAAAUCAUAAGAGAAGCUAAUGGCUGGAAAUUAAAAUAAGAAUUGGACCUACAUAAAUUUGACAGAUUUAAGGGUGUUUCACUUUAUAGAAGUUCUCCUGUAUGGUUGCCAGGACAACGCGCUUCCUGGCAAAACAAACAAAACCCUGAGAAUUCAACUAUAUUUUGGGAGUUUAGUUACGAAAAAAAUAUACAAAAAUGUCGGACAAAGAUCUGGAUGCCAUUAUCCAGGUGACCCAGCAGGUGAUGGGCAAGUUCAUCAAGAAGCCGCCACUCACCGAGAAGCUUUUGAGGAAGCCUCCCUUCCGCUUCCUCAUGGAUGUCUUUAACAAUUUUAUCAAGCAAACCGGCAAGUUGGACGGCUUGUACACUUCGGAGGAGCAGCAGUUCGAAAACAUUACUACGCGUGAGGAUAAGUUACGAUUCCUGCAAAAGAUGAUCGAUGUAGUCAAGCUCACGACCAAGCAAGACCUCAAGGUGCGCACCUCAAAGAUAGUCGCUGGCCAGGAGCCAGAGCUCACCAAUGAGCUGCUCCAGGCAAUGGCCAGUGUGGCGGAGAAGAACCUGGACUGGGACAGCGCGGUCGAUCAGGUGGUGAUUGCCCACAGCAAGAGUCCCAUCGCCCUGCCGAAGCCAACGAAGGAGACCAAGACCUCCAGCAAGAAUCCGUCACCAGCCGGCGGAAAGGAGGAGGAUCCAAAGCGGCGCAAAGAGAAGCGGACGUCUCCCCAGGAACAAAAGCUGCGAAAGGCCACCACCGAGCCAGGAGCUCGGUCCACACCCACUGAAAAGGACAAGGAUAAGACCAAGGCAGUCCCAAAGAAGGCAAAGGUGUCGGGAGCUGAACCCAAACUCAGUCGGCAAAGUUCCAAGCAAAAAAGUCCAUCGCCUGUCAAGCUAAAGUCAAAGAACAACAAGCAGCAGCUCUCCACAGAUAGCGACAAUCCCAGCAUGUCCAUGACGCCACCAGUACCAGACAAUCAACCAGUAGCUCCCGAAACAGUUCCUACUCUAGUAUCAAAGGAGGCUAAGUCAGAGCCUGCCCAGGAAGCAGCUGCUCCUCAACCUGCCGCUUUAUCUCCACCCACAGAACCGCCAGAAAGUAGGAAAUCCUCUGCCCAGCGUCGCAGUUCUGCCUCAUCAAACAGGAGUCGACGCUCCAGUGGAUCUCAAAGGCAGCCGGAACCUCCUAGCACCACUGAAGUCCAGUCCCAGCCAGCGUUGCCAAAGGCGGAGUCCAACCCUCCAGCAGAUUCUAACAACAACACUAGCAGCGAGCUCAAGCGGGAACUUACCAUGUCGAGAGAAAACUCGAAGGAAUCGAAUCAGCGACCAAGGACCUCGCUGAGACCUCCCUCCGCACGUCCCGCCUCCGCUCGUCCUGGAGCUCCACGACGUCGCAAUGUGGAGAUUGUUUUGCAGCCCAAUGACCAAAUCAAGAUGUCUGGCAUCAAUGUGAAGCUGGAAACUUUUGGAGACCUGGACGAUGAUGGUGAGAACUUGGUAAUCAUUGAAGAUGCCAACUCGCACGACAUUGUGGAGGGUAAUAAGGCAGACGAUCCUUCGCUGGAGGGUCAGCUGGAUGCCCAGCAAGGUCGUUUGGUGCAGCAGAUCCUGGAGACCCAAAAGGAGUUGGUUCAUCAGAACGCCGAGGUAAUGGAAGCGGCUCCCUCGUCGGCGACAGUUCGCCAGAGUUCAGCACGCCAAGUGAACGAUCUGCGCGACGUGAUCCAGAGCCUUACGAAGGCUGUAAAUCCGCUUGGCAAGCUUCUGGACUUUAUACCCGAGGACAUCGAUGCCAUGCAACUAGAGCUAACCAUGUGGCGUGACACCUACACCCAGGCUGCCAUGGAGCUGAAAAGAGAGCGCAGCCUCACAGCUUCGGCCACCGAGCCUAUGAAGCACCAGCUCCAACAGAUCGAGGCGAGCAUUGUGGAGUACCAAGAGCUGGUCGAUGAGAGUCGCAACAAGAUACUGCAAAAUAAUGCACGCAUUCUCAAGAUGCUGAUGGAGCAGUAACUGCUACAGAAUAAACCAAAGAUAUAAGAAAUUGUAAGGGUUGAACUUGGAGCCUCGAAUAUUUCAUAUUAAAAAUUAUUACUUAAGUUAUACAAUCAAUGUAAUCGGUAUUUGCUUCAAUGGACAAAGUUAAUGUCUUCGAAGGAGCAAAGUGUUGACAAAUUUAGUACACGAUCCCCCUGUUAAAAAGUAAAUGAAACUUUUCCCCAUUACCAAUUUCCCAAUAAGGUUUUACCUUAAUCAGAGCCAUAAGUCUCACUAAAAAGCCUCGGUUUAUAA
Molecule: messenger RNA, 2399 nt
Organism: Drosophila serrata
Lineage: Eukaryota; Metazoa; Arthropoda; Insecta; Diptera; Drosophilidae
Gene: IFT54
Product: intraflagellar transport 54
Biological process (GO): cilium assembly; intraciliary transport; regulation of microtubule cytoskeleton organization
Cellular component (GO): ciliary basal body; intraciliary transport particle B; axoneme
Molecular function (GO): microtubule binding
Source: RefSeq, a predicted model, not a curated record